CGUUCCGCCAUUCUAUGCCCGAAUGGUGUUGAAUGCAAAAACGUGAAGAACUAGGGAAAGAUAUUAAUUCUUUGUUUUGUUUUUAAUAUUUCACGUACCUAUAGGUUUAUCAAUGUCAUGAGUGAAUUAACUGUUGCUGCGAUUAAAAAGCUGAAGGUAGCUGAGUUAAAAGCGGAAUUAAGUAAACGUGGAUUGGCAGUAAAGGGCAAAAAAGAUGAGUUAGCAAAACGAUUGAUGGAAGCUAUAAAGGAUGAUAGUGAACAGCAACCAGAAGAUACAGAGGCAGUUGUUUCUAGCUCAAUGGAAACAGACAGUCAAGAGUCAUCUCAAGAAGAAUCUGAAAGCGCGUCAGAGGCUCCUGUUGUAGAAAAUAAAACUAAGGAAACAAAAGAAAAAAAUACUACAGAACCACCUGCAGAAGACUGGGUUAUGGUUGAAACACCUACUAAAGAAGAGAAUGCUGAGGCUGAGAAAGCUGAGGCUGAAAAAGCUGCAGCAAUUCAAGAAAGUGCUCCUAAAGAGGCUGACAAUGCUGUUGAGACAGAGAAUCUAGAUGAAGCAAAAACUGCAGAACCUGAGUCAAGCGAACAAUCCGCAAAAAGCUCUAGCGAAGUAGCGCAAGAUGUUGAAAUGCAGGAUUCGGAUAGUGCUAAUACAGAAAACACUGUCGCUGAAACUCCUAAUGGUCAAACAUUGAGUGAGGAUAAAAAUAAGGACGAAUCUGCAAAAGAGACGAAACCAGAGGAGAAUACUACAGACGCAAAUAACCCAGAUAAAUCAGGUUCAACAGAAGAGAAAAAGACUGAGGACUCUGCUGCAACUGACAAGACUGAAGAAAAGAAAACAGAAGAGAAAAUAGCUGAAGCGCUUGUUGAAAUUGAAGAUGAAGAAGGUGAAGAUUAUGAUGCUGUGGAGAUUGCUGAAGGGCAUGUUGCUUUGGAUGGAUAUACAUCUGAUCUGCACUUUAUCUUAACGAAGAAUGGUCUGUGUGGACAUAAUUUGAUAAAGAAUGGCUUUAGUUAUUUGUGGGCUGGUGCUCGAGCAAAUAAAGGUGCAAAAGGUGGAAAGAUUGGUUAUGAAAUGAAGGUUAUAAAGAAAUUAGACGUUGACCUUCCAGAAAAAGAAGGAUCUAAACACGCUGUACGUAUUGGUUGGUCUUCUGAGAACUCCAGUCUUCAACUUGGAGAAUCUAGUUUAUCGUACGGUUAUGAAAGUAGUGGUAAGGUGUGUGCUUCGUCGAGUUUCUUUGAUUAUGGUGAAGAGUUUGGGGAGGGAGAUGUGAUUGGAACAUACCUCGACUUAGAAAGUGAACCAAAAACUCUGCGCUAUACUAAGAAUGGAAAAGACUUAGAUGUUGCAAUGUCAUUAACAGUAAAGUUGGAAGAAAAGCCUUUAUUUCCUCACGUUUUUCUACGUAAUAUGCAAGUGGAAUUCAAUUUCGGUGCAAAUGAUGAACCUUGGUUUGAAACAUUAGAAGGGUAUUCUUUAUUGCAAAACGCUGGAGCGGAAAAUAUUGCCGAUAAAAGUUCGGAACCGCUCUUAUCGAAGGAAGAAUGUGAGGUUUUAUUAAUGGUUGGUCUACCAAACAGUGGAAAAUCCACGUGGGUGCAGAAAUAUAUUGAUUCCCAUCCAGACAAACAUUACAAUAUCAUUGGUGUGAACCAGGUCUUAGAAAGAUGUAGAUUGGAGGGUAAACGACGUAAAAAGACAGACGAAGGACACGAAGAACUCAUGAAGAAUGUGAUGACCGUUCUUACAAAACUCUAUCAACUUUGUCCAAAGAAAACAAGAAACUUCAUCUAUGACCAGAAUAAUGUGUACGAAGUUGCCCAAAAGACGAAAAUGGAGGCAUUUACUGAUUUCAAGAGAAAGGCUGUUCUUGUCGUUCCUACACAUGAUAACUUAAGAAGAAGAACCUCCGAUGCCAAACGGAAGGGUGAUAACAUCCAUGAUGUGCCAUUUGGCGAUUUGUGUGACAUGAAAUGCGAAUUUCAUCAACCCGUAGUAGGAGAUUUAUUCGGAGAAAUCAUUUAUCCGGAGCUAGACGACAAGAAUGCCAGUAAAACUAUUCGAGAUUAUCACAGCGACGGCUCCAGGGCAAAGCGCACAGGUCGCGAUGAGUAUUACCCGAAAAAACGCCCGAGACACGACGAUAGAAGCUAUGGAAGAGAUUACCAAGGAAGUCGUGAUUAUCGUCGAGAUGGGUGGAAAAGUAGUGGUAGCGGCUAUGGUGGUAGCUACGGUGGCGGAUACAGCAGUGGCGGUGGAUACAAAUCGCGAAGUAAUUAUGGAUCCGGAGGCUAUAAAGGCGGACAAAGUAAUUAUCACCCAUACCGAAGAAGCGGUGGAAGUGGAGGAGGCUAUAGACAGAAUCAGUCCUACGGCAGCGGUUACGGUGGUGGUUACGGUUCUGGCUCGUAUGGAUCCUCAGGUGGUUAUGGUUCAAAUUACGGAUCUUAUGGAAGCGGUUACGGUUCUGGAAGCUACGGUUCUAGUGGCUCAGGAGGUUAUAAUUAUAAUAAUCAUCAAGGUUCGAGUAAUCGUGGUAGUUCAAACACAAAUACAGGCCACUGGGGUCAGGGACAGUACGGCAGUAGUGGCUCAUAUGGUAGCUAUGGUAGUCAGUCAAACCAGAAUCAACAAUGGAGCGGUUCAAACAGUGGUUGGAGUGGCUACAACUACAACAAUUAUAGUGGAGGUGGAAGCAGUUACGGUGGAAGUGGUUACAGUUACUAAGAAGCUUUGUCCCGAUUAAAACUCUACCUGGAAUAAUUCGUGAAUAAAAAAGUCCUUUCUCCCGCCGUGAAGUGUAAAUAGUUACAUCGUGUGUUGACAUCUUACAAACAACUUUCUUUCAGGUUGUACAUAUUUGCCAGUGGAUAAUAUAUUCUAUCUUGCACAA
Molecule: messenger RNA, 2902 nt
Organism: Hydractinia symbiolongicarpus
Lineage: Eukaryota; Metazoa; Cnidaria; Hydrozoa; Anthoathecata; Hydractiniidae
Product: heterogeneous nuclear ribonucleoprotein U-like
Exons: 10
Coding region: 118-2736 (872 amino acids)
Molecular function (GO): protein binding
Source: RefSeq, a predicted model, not a curated record